Molecule: messenger RNA, 532 nt
Organism: Lecanosticta acicola
Lineage: Eukaryota; Fungi; Ascomycota; Dothideomycetes; Mycosphaerellales; Mycosphaerellaceae
Source: the annotation of a GenBank genome assembly
AUGCGUUCGAAGUUUAAGGACGAGCACCCGUUCGAGAAGCGCAAGGCCGAAGCUGAGCGCAUCCGCCAGAAGUACGCUGAUAGAAUUCCGGUACGUCUCCACGUCUUCUCAGUAGAAGCAGUAUCGUCGCAUGUUAUCAAGAGCGACUAUCGCGACGCUGCUAUUGUCGAGCGAGCUUUACUGACUGCCCCGAACGUAGGUUAUCUGCGAGAAGGUCGAGAAGUCAGAUAUUGCGACCAUCGACAAGAAGAAGUACCUCGUGCCAGCAGAUCUCACCGUCGGCCAGUUCGUCUACGUGAUCCGCAAGCGCAUCAAGCUCAGCCCCGAGAAGGCCAUCUUCAUCUUCGUCGACGAGGUCCUUCCUCCCACCGCUGCGCUUAUGAGCUCAAUCUAUGAAGAGCACAAGGACGAGGACGGCUUCCUCUACAUCACGUACGUCGCAAUCUCGCCACAUAUACAGUAUUGUGUAUGGAAUCUUGCUGACGUUUGUUAAAGGUACUCGGGGGAGAACACCUUCGGCGAGGCUGCAUAA